AAACAACACAACAGCCCACGGUUUUGCUCUCCAUCCUCCCCGCCGCCUCGUCACCCCUCCUCCCCCUCCGGCUACUGCUUAUAGUCGCCUGCUGCCCCCGCGGCCCUUUUCCCUUCCACCACCCCCCACCCACCCUCUGCUCUGCGCUUGCCUGCCUGCCUGCCUGCUUCGUCUUCGUCUUGGCUACUGCAGCUAGCGCGUGCUGCUCCUCCAUCUUCUCCACUUCGUGCCCUCUGCACUUCGUCUUGCCGGCGCUGUUCCCAGCUCCCGUCAAAAGACCGGGAGUUUUUUUUUUUUCUAAGUGCGGCCAAGUUGUCGAUCGGCUGCUGGUUGAUUGAUUAGUCGAUGAAGGUGGCGGCGGCGGCGGAGAUGGGCGCGGUGGGAGUCGUGCAGGUGCAGGCGCAGCUCGACCUCAACCUCGAGGUGGCGCCGUCGGCGGCGCUGCCGGAGCCCGCGGCCGCGCCGACGGAGCGGGAGGCCAAGAGGCGCCGGGUGGCGCACGCGGUGCCGGCGGCGGCGGGGCGCCGCGGCAGGAGGCGCCGCGUGCAGGCCGCCACCGCCGUGCAGCGGCUCUUCCAGGCCUGCCGCCACGUCUUCAGGGGCCCCGGCACCGUCCCCAAGCCCGCCGAGGUCCAGAUGCUCCGCGACAUGCUCGACAGAAUGCGGCCAGAGGAUGUCGGCCUGAGCCCAGAUCUCAGGUACUUCAGGACUCGAGACGCCACUCAGGGCAUCCCAACAAUUACACACACGACGAUCUACAAAUGCCCGAAUUUUUCGAUGGUUAUCCUCUUCUUGCCACGAAACGCUGUCAUUCCUCUGCAUAACCACCCCGGAAUGACUGUGUUCAGCAAGCUGCUCCUUGGGUCGAUGCAUAUCAAGUCGUACGAUUGGGUCGAUGCUGAACCUGAUCCUUCCGCGACCACCUGUUCUUCAUUGUCGUCAACCGAUGCUCAAUGUAAGCUUUCUCCUUGCUGUAUUGUCGUCGGCGGCUUGGUUGUCUCUUCUGUUGUCAACCCCUCUGUAGCAGAUAUAUAUAUAUAUGUUGAAAUGCUAAGAUUUUGUUCUUUCUCUGCAGUGAGACUGGCAAAGGUGGUGGUGGAUGAUGUUUUUAGAGCGCCGUGUGACACCUCGGUCCUGUACCCAACGACAGGAGGGAACAUGCACCGGUUCACCGCCAUUUCGCCUUGUGCGAUCCUCGACAUUCUUGGGCCGCCCUACUCCAUAGAGGAGGACAGGGACUGCACGUACUACACCGAUAUACCAUACACACACCAUUCGACGGGCGUAGAUGACACCGGUGAUGACCUCAACGGCUUGGACGUGGAGCAUGGCCAAGGCCGUCUAGCAUGGCUGAAGGAGAUCGACAUGCCGACGGAGCUCAAGAUGCACAGCGUCCACUACGGUGGCCCGCCGAUCUCCGACAAGUGAGAUCGCCGGCCGUCGCCCCUCCGUCCGGCCAGUUGUACUGUAUCUAACUGAUCAUGGCAGAGCCGUCGUUGUCGUCCGUCGUCUAACAUUGUGAAUAGCAGCAAGCCAUAGGCCUUAGUUAACAGAGUUCGAGUACAAUGCUUGCUUGCAUCGUUGUUCUCUAGAUGCCCUUUCUUGUUAUUUGUGUUUCUACUGCAGAUGGACGUUUUGUCUUAAUUAAUACAUAAGUCAUCCACAGAUUUCAUUUU
This is a messenger RNA of Sorghum bicolor (sorghum), 1676 nucleotides long. Its product is annotated as plant cysteine oxidase 2. NCBI's taxonomy places the organism in Eukaryota, Viridiplantae, Streptophyta, Magnoliopsida, Poales, Poaceae. The transcript is spliced from 4 exons. Bases 346 to 1428 code for a protein of 360 amino acids. Gene Ontology annotation, molecular function: oxidoreductase activity, acting on single donors with incorporation of molecular oxygen, incorporation of two atoms of oxygen. The record is from RefSeq and is a predicted model, not a curated record.